This is a messenger RNA of Serpula lacrymans var. lacrymans S7.9, 300 nucleotides long. RefSeq lists its product as uncharacterized. The record is from RefSeq and is a predicted model, not a curated record. The transcript has 4 exons. NCBI's taxonomy places the organism in Eukaryota, Fungi, Basidiomycota, Agaricomycetes, Boletales, Serpulaceae. The coding region runs from base 32 to 283 and encodes 83 amino acids.
UAAAAAUGACCCAACAGUACCAGAAGUUAAAAUGCUCUUGAAGGAGAUCAAAUUCAAUGAAGGAUCCUGGAGUUCCACAAAGAUUGACAAGCCAGUUACAGAAUAUAGCCCCUUUCAGCUCAGAUUACCAGAACCUACAAAAGUGAAUAUCCACACUUUGAGGACCUCCCAAACUCGGCCUGUAUCACCUAUAGUAUUUGCCUCACAAACUUCACGCCGUAGAAGCCCAUUCCAUAUGAAAAGUAUAGCAUUUGCAAAGACCAUCAUCUAUGUCUAUAUCUGAGACAUUAUUUUCCCCAC